AUGAAUAAUUUUGAAAUUUGUGUUUUGCUCCGCAACUAUUGGAAUAAAGGUCUGUCUGCAAGAGCUGCUGCUGCCGAAAUCAGCAAAGUGGAAGGCGAAGGAACGAUCGGGAAAACUGCCGCGAUAAAAUGGUUCAAGCGAUUCGAGGAUGGCGAUUUUGACUUCGAAGACAAGCCUCGUUCUGGCCGACCAUCUGUUCUGAACGAAGAGGACUUGCACGCUGCUUUGGAAGACGAGCCGUCAUUUAGUACUCACGAUUUGGCCGAUGAACUUGGAGUCGCGCAGCGGACCGUUGUCAAUUACCUGCACAAGUUUGAUUUUGUCCACAAGAAGCCACGACAAGAUCCUCACGAACUCACUGAAGCACAAGCUAUACGAUGUGUUGAAAUCUGCCGCCAACUGCUCGAUAAUCCGUUGGACGAUCGAUUCUGGAAGCGCAUUGUGACAUGCGACGAAAAGUGGGCUUUCUUGGUCAAUCGUGAUCGCUCUAGGCUUUGGGUUCCACGAGAUCAAAAUCUGCCACCGGUUGCUCGUCAAGAUCCUUUCGACAAAAAAGUCAUGUUGUGCGUCUACAACGUCUUGAAGCAGCGCUACCCGACGUUGAUGCGCCGAGAACGUGCCCUUCUUCAACACGACAAUGCUCCAGCUCAUCGUGCCAAUUUGACCAAGAAGAAGCUUGAUGAACUCGAUGGUGUAGAGGUUCUACCGCAUCCGGCUUACAGUCCCGGCCAUGCUCCUUCUGAUUAUGGCUUAUUUCGUUCAAUGGAGCACUUUUUGCAAGGACGACGACUUGAAACUUUUGAUCAAAUCGAAGCAACGUGCCGUGAAUUCUUUAAGUCCAAGGAGUCACACUGGUAUCGAGAUCAGAUUCGACAACUUGCAGAACGCUGGCGUAAGGUCAUUGAGAAUGAUGGGUUGUACUUUGAAGAAUAA
Messenger RNA from Rotaria sp. Silwood2, 933 nucleotides. Lineage: Eukaryota; Metazoa; Rotifera; Eurotatoria; Philodinida; Philodinidae. The record is from the annotation of a GenBank genome assembly.